UAUGUUCUCCUGUCCCUAUUAGAAAGGAGAAUUGGAGGCCAGGAAGAGAUUUCUAAGCUCAGUUUUGCAACCACCUUCCCUCAAGGUGGCUCUCACUUUGCCCCAAAUUGGUGGAACUCUUCUAAGCCCAUGCUUGGAAGUUUGAGUUUAAUCCAGAGCUCGGAGAAAACGAUUGUGUCUUCUGGAAAGGGAAGUUAGGAGCUCACAGCGGUCCUUCAGGAAAAAUGAUUCGUCAGUUCAACAAGAAUCUGAGCAUUUGCUACGUGCCUUUGCUGCACCCCUAACCCUUUCAGCCGGUUACUCUGUCUUCUUUCAGGACGCGGGAAGUGACAGAAAGGAAAGCCGCCAGCAUAGUGCCUGGCACACAGGCAGUGUGUCCUAAGGGCCGACUCUUCCUUCACUCCCACUCAAGAUAAAUGGUGUCUGUAUCCAGCAGUGGGAGGUGGUUCUCAGUAUCCAUUAUACGGAUGGAGAUGACUGUGUGGUGUUUGGGGAUAUGAGAAAGUUCUGGAUCUUGGUCUUUAACAUGAUCUCUGACCUUGCCACACAGAGACCAGCUGCAGCAGAACCCGGAGCCUGUUAGAAAUGCAGGAUCUCAGGGCCUGCCCCAGACCUACUGAAGCCAUCCGAUUUCUGGGUAAUUCUGUGCACGUUUGAGAAGCACUGGACUUCACUCUGAGGGCCAGAGACCAGCUAGUCCUUUCUCUGGCCGCGUUGGGCGCUCGUGGUCUUAGUAGCUUGGUGCAUCCUCAGAGUGAAGGCUGGGCCUGGAAGGAGGCUUGGCCUUCUGCAGGCCAGCGCGCUCUGGAAGCACCGGGGCCGCUGACUUUAGCUGUGGGCAGAACGGAGAAGUAGCUCUCAUCUCAAAUGAAUGCAAGCUUAGAAAAAUCAGGAUGUUGAGAGAAAGAAAGAAAGAAAGAAACAGACAGAGAAAGGAAGAAAAGUAAAAAGAAAGGAAAGGGAAGGAAAAGGCGGGCACUAGGAGAAAAAAGGGGAAUUCACUGGAGCCUCUCCCGUUGAUAAUACAAGGACAAGUCAAAGCCUUCCUAAUUACUGUGUUUAGGAAACAAAGGGUCCUUGCACUUUCCUUUCAAGUAGCCCACAGCUGCGAACUUGUUUCCCUCUUUAUCUGUCUGGGAGACAAAGACACUUGCAAUUGGAGUUUUGAAAUGCAAGGUUAUUUCUUCAUUUUCCCUUGGGCCGUAUGUUUUCUUUUCAAGGAACAGAGAUAAUGACUGUAUUGUGAGGAAAGCAAGGAAGAGGGCUGAGCAGAAAUCAAUAGAGCUUUGAUGGGCCCCUUUCUGAGGGAGGAGAGAGUGAGCACGGCCACCGUGCUCCUGGUUUUCCUUGAAGAGCACACCUGGAACCCAGGUGGUGGGGGGGCGAUGCUGAUGGGGCCACACACGCCUUCCAAGAUAGCUGAUGAAGUCACUCACCGAAUGCUUGCUGAGUCGAAAUGGCCAGUAUGUCAAGAUAUCGAAUAGGCCGUGACUUUUCAGAUCACCCCUCCGUGUACCCGUGAGAGGCAUUAUGAGCAUUUUGGACGAUGCUGUAACAAGUGUGAGCCGGGAAAGUACAUGUCUUCUAAAUGCACUACUACCUCGGAAAGUAUAUGCUUGCCCUGUGGCCCAGAUGAAUACUUAGACACCUGGAAUGAGGAAGAUAAGUGUCUGCUGCAUAAAGUUUGUGACACAGGCAAGGCCCUGGUGGCGGUGGAGCCCGGCAACCGGACGGCCCCGCGGCGCUGCGCCUGCACCGCCGGCUACCACUGGAGCGCCGACUGCGACUGCUGCCGCCGCAACGCGGAGUGCGCCCCGGGCUUCGGCGCUCAGCUCCCGGCUCAACAAGGACACGAUUUGCAAGCCCUGCCUGGUAGGCUACUUCUCCGACACCUUUUCGUCCACCGAGAAAUGCAAACCUUGGACCAACUGUAGCAUUCUUGGAGAGACAGAAGCACGUCACGGGACUGAUAAGUCAGAUGUGGUUUGUAGUUCUUCUCUGCCAUCUGCAAAGCCACCAAGAGAGCCCCUGAUUUACUUGCCCAGUUUAAUUAUUCUGCUUCUCUUCAUCUCCGUGGCUUUGGUUGCCGCUGUCAUCUUUGGUGUUUACUAUAAGAAAAAAGGGAAAGCACUAACAGCUAAUUUGUGGCACUGGGUCAAUGAGGCUUGCGGCCGCCUAAGUGGAAAUAAGCAGGAGUCCUCGGGCAACAAUUUCAGCAGCACUCCUAUGGAGGCCUCUAGUCAGCGUGAAAUUUGUGAUGGUGUCUUACUGCUGACUCUGGAAGAGAAGAUGUUCUCUGAAGAUAUGUGUUGUCCCGACGGUGGCGGUCUCUGUGCGGGGCCGUGUGCAGGCACCGGGCCUGGUGCGCAAGGCCAGGAAGCCGGGAUGCUCACCCUGGUCAGCGAGAUCGAGGGGGACCCCUUCCGGCAGAUUCCCAUGGAAGACGAGUAUGUGGACAGGCCCUCCCAGACCCCAGACUCUUCUUCGCUGUUCCUCACUCAGCCUGGGAGCAAGUCCACCCCGCCUUUCCCCGAGCCCCUGGAGGUGGGGGAGAAUGACAGUUUAAGCCAGUGCUUCACUGGGACAGACAGCCUGGCCGAUUCUGAGAGCGGCCACUUCGCAGAGCCCCUGGGCGGGACUGACUGGACUCCCAUGGACUCCGAAAAGUACUUGCAAAAAGAAGUGGAGGGCGGCCACUGCCCCCACUGGGCAGCCAGCUCCAGCUCGGCUGAUGGCUGCGCAAACUGCGGAAACCCGCCCGGGGAGGCCCGGCACCCGCUCCUGGCUUCCGCGAGCAGCGGCCCCUGGCCCCAGUGCGCCUACGGCAUGGGCCUCCCGCCCGAGGACGCGGCGGACGGGGCCAGACAGGCCGCCGACGGGGCCGACGCCAGGCUUCCCGGAGCCUCGAGGGGAGGCCCCGGGUCUGGAAGCGCCUCCGGUGACCUGCCACCUGCCUCUGGAAAUGUGACUGGAAACAGUAACUCCACGUUUAUUUCCAGCGGGCAGGUGAUGAACUUCAAGGGCGACAUCAUCGUGGUCUACGUCAGCCAGAACUCCCAGGAGGGCCCGGCGGGGCCGGGCAGCGGCGCGGGGGAGCCGGUGGGCCACCCGGUGCAGGAGGAGAGCUCGCCGCGCUGCGACUCGUUCGCCGGCCUCGGGCCGCGCUUUCCCGACCCGUGUGCCGGCCUGGACGCGCGCCCGAGCGGGGGGCUGCAGGAGCGCGGCGCCCCCGGGCCCGACAAGGCCUCGCGGCCGGUGCAGGAGCAGGGGGAGGCCGAGGCCGGCGCGGCAGGGGCGCGGCGCUGAGCACCCGGGGACCCGCAGCGGCUCUCGGCGCCCCUUAGAGCCGCCUUGCCCGGGGGUGGGCGCCGACCUCCGGACCUCGGACCGGUCCUCUGCGGGCACCACAGGGGCCGCGUCCUGGAGCCAGGAGCGCCUGCCCCUGCGCGCGGACGGGGGCGGGCCGGGAGUGGGGGCGGGGCCCUCGCACCUGCGCCUGGGCGGGGCCUGGGGACCGCGCGCACCUGCCGCCUGGGCGGGGCCUGGGGACCGCGCGCACCUGCGCCGGGGCGGGGCGCGGCGGGGGCGCGGAUCUGCUCCCCGACGGCGCUCCCUCUCGGUACAUCUGCGUGGGAUGACCUGACAGUCAGCGCCCGCCGUACUCUGUAGAAUCGGGCACUUUUUAAAAACCUGCAUUUGUUAUGAGCAUUUACUGAUACCCACAGUCACGUAUCAACUGAUGACACAGGUACACGUCGCUCCACUUUUUACCUCCUUUCAGGGUUUUCGGUUUUCCUCCGUCCCAUCCUAUUCCCCAUUAUCAUUUCAUCAUUAGUUUGUCUCUUUAUGGCAUAUGUUUUAAUGAUUGUUCCCUUUGGGUCUGCUCCCCCCCCCUUGUAUUUGUAUUUCAUUUCCGUAACAUUGUCUUAAUACUCUUCCCCCUUUUGUUUUUACUAUGUAAGGGUUUUCUUGAAAAUUCUCCUAAGGGUGCUGGUCUUCUUUACAUAUUUUUUGCACCCCUUCUUGAAAAGUUGCCCGUAUUUUGGUGAUGGGUUUUUGGGGCGGGGGCAGGGAGGUCUGUACUAAGCACUUUUGGUGAAAAGGCCAGGACUGUGAAGUCUAGAGGGAGGCUCAGGGAGCAAAUCGAAGGGCUUUUCGUUUUUGAAAAAUUUUUUUGUGUUCUCAUUUUCUUUAAAGGAAGGAAAAAGGGAAACCCUACUUUUCCCCUGAAUGUUUCUAAGUUUCAGUCAAUCUGCAGGCAGAACUAAGUUGUAAUGUGUCCUUCUUUCCCUCACCCCCAGAUGGCUCAUCCCUGAGAUGAAUGUAUUUGCUCCUUCCAGCAGAAGCAAUCACGUACUUUGGUAACUAACUUUCUAAAAUCCAAGUUGGUGCAGCUUGGCAUUCUUAUUCUUGAUGUCUCUCUCAAAAAUACAUGGGAAAUGAAUAGGACACGGGAUAGCCUGAGUACAGGGUGACAAGCAGCUGCCAGGAAAGUUCAGGAAAGAAGGGAUGGAGCACCUGGGUGACUCAGUCAGUUAAGCAUCCCACCCUUGGUUCCUACUCAGGUCAUGAUCUCAGGGUCUCCAACUCUGCUUGAAAUUUCCUCUCUCCCUCUGCCCCUCUCCUGCUCGUUCCCUCUCAAAUAAAUAAAUAAAUAAAAUUAAAAAAAAAAAAGAAAGAGGGAUAAAGCCAAAAUGUUAAUUUGCAUUUUCUUUUUCUAGGUAAGAACAACGUUAAGUGUGUUUAGGCAAUAGGCCCUAUUUUCUUCCUAAAUAAUUGUGCAUCUGUAAUUUAGUCUUGUAGAAAUGGAAAAUAUUUCUGCUAUUUUCCAAAGCAUCUUAUUUAAAAACCAAAUCCUCAUAUUGUGAAUUUAAGAAAACUUAUCACAGAGAUACUUUUCUCUAAGAUCAGCUCUCUCGUGAGGAAACACACAGCGUGAGUCAGAUUAAAAGGAAGUACCUGACUUCUUCCAUCUGUUGUGGUCAGUGAGUAUUCUCAUAUACCAAAGAAAAGUUAAAAUACCUAAACAUAUUAAAUUAAUUUUGUGGUUCUGAUAGGUUUUAAGAGUGCUAAUAGUGGUCAGUGUCCAGAAUUAAAUGGCCACAGGUGCCCGGCUGAAGGAAUGACCUUUGGUCACUGAUUUCUCCCUACUGGUGGCAGAUCUCUUGGAAACGCUGGAAUAAUAGCGAUUAUGAUUUUAUUUUGUUUU
This is a messenger RNA of Lutra lutra (Eurasian river otter), 5209 nucleotides long. RefSeq names its product TNF receptor superfamily member 11a (gene TNFRSF11A). Gene Ontology annotation, cellular component: external side of plasma membrane. NCBI's taxonomy places the organism in Eukaryota, Metazoa, Chordata, Mammalia, Carnivora, Mustelidae. The transcript has 10 exons. Bases 1654 to 3306 code for a protein of 550 amino acids. The record is from RefSeq and is a predicted model, not a curated record. Gene Ontology annotation, biological process: response to interleukin-1; ossification; mammary gland alveolus development. Gene Ontology annotation, molecular function: tumor necrosis factor receptor activity; cytokine binding.